This is a messenger RNA of Gaeumannomyces tritici R3-111a-1, 1538 nucleotides long. Its product is annotated as elongation factor 1-gamma. The transcript is spliced from 4 exons. Gene Ontology annotation, biological process: translational elongation. The coding region runs from base 127 to 1368 and encodes 413 amino acids. Lineage: Eukaryota; Fungi; Ascomycota; Sordariomycetes; Magnaporthales; Magnaporthaceae. Gene Ontology annotation, cellular component: nucleus; cytoplasm. Gene Ontology annotation, molecular function: translation elongation factor activity. The record is from RefSeq and is a predicted model, not a curated record.
GGACCCGAGAGUAUAUUUUUUUUUCCUCACUCGAGCUCUUCCUCGCCUGCUUCCACCCAAAACACACUCAAACCAUCCCCGGAUCUUCCUUCUCCUACCACAGUCAAGGUCGCAAACACCGCAGCCAUGGCGUUCGGAAAGCUCUACACAUACGAGAAAAACCCCCGCUCGACGGCCAUCCUCGCUGUUGCGAAGGCCAACGACAAGGAGCUCGAGGUUGUUGACACCCACUCGGCCAGCGUGCCGGCGGGCUACCUCGCCCUCAACAAGCUGUCCAAGGUUCCUACCUUUGUCGGCAGCGAUGGCUACGUUCUGUCCGAAUGCAUCGCCAUUGCCAUCUACGUGACCUCCCAGAACGAGAAGACCACCCUCCUCGGCAAGACCAAGCAGGACUAUGCCUCGAUCCUCAAGUGGAUGUCUUUUUUCAACUCCGAGGUCCUCCCCCCCAUGGGUGCCUGGUACCUGCCUCUCCUGGGCAAGGACACCUACAACAAGAAGGCUGUUGAGGAGACCUCCAAGAAGACCCUCAAGGCCAUCUCGGUCGUCGAGGAGCACCUGAAGAACAACACCUUCCUGGUUGGCGAGCGCAUCACCCUGGCCGAUCUGUUCUCUGUUGGCAUCAUCGCUCGCGGCUUCGAGUUCUUCUUCGACAAACAGUGGCGCCAGGAGUACCCCCACACCACCCGGUGGUACACCACCGUCUACCAGCAGCCCAUCUACUCGGCCGUUGCUCCCCCGAUGGAGCUCCUCGAGACCCCCAAGCUGACCAACACGGCCCCCAAGAAGGCUGAGCAGCCCAAGAAGGAGGCCCCCAAGCCCAAGGCUGCCCCGGCCCAGGGCAACGACGAGGGUGAGGAGGAGGAGGAGAAGCCCAAGCCCAAGGCCAAGCACCCCUGCGACCUUCUGCCCAAGGCCUCGGUCCCCAUCGACGAGUGGAAGCGCCAGUACUCUAACAACCCCGUCCCGGCCGCCAUGGAGUGGUUCUGGAAGAACAUCAACUUCGAGGAGUACUCGCUCUGGAAGGUUGAGUACAAGUACAACGAGGAGCUCGGCAUCCCCUUCAUGUCAUGCAACCUGAUUGGCGGUUUCGAGCAGCGUCUCGAGGCCUCGCGUAAGUUCCUCAUGGGCAGCGCUUCGGUUUACGGCGAUGGCAAGGGCUCUUUCAUCCAGGGCGCUUUCGUCAUCCGCGGCCAGGACCAUGUCCAGGUCUUCGACGUUGCCCCCGACUGGGAGUCGUACACCUUCACCAAGCUUGACCCCACCAAGGAGGAGGACAAGCAGUACGUCCGUGACGAGUGGGAGUGGGAGCGCACCGUCGUCCGUGACGGCAAGGAGUACCCCCACUACGACGGCAAGGUCUUCAAGUAAAGACCGCGCUCGUGAACACAACAAAAAAAAAAAGCAAAAAAUCACAAUGAAUGGGGAAAAAGGGUAUAGGGUGAUGUUCACUUUGUUUGGCUGGGAAUAAUGGUAGGGACGGAAGGAAUGGUUGGUUGGGUACGGUGAUAGGCAUGAUGGAAUGGAAGCCAGGGUGGGAG